Messenger RNA from Propithecus coquereli (Coquerel's sifaka), 1721 nucleotides. RefSeq names its product alpha-methylacyl-CoA racemase (gene AMACR). The transcript is spliced from 6 exons. Gene Ontology annotation, biological process: bile acid metabolic process. Bases 346 to 1215 code for a protein of 289 amino acids. The record is from RefSeq and is a predicted model, not a curated record. Lineage: Eukaryota; Metazoa; Chordata; Mammalia; Primates; Indriidae. Gene Ontology annotation, molecular function: alpha-methylacyl-CoA racemase activity. Gene Ontology annotation, cellular component: mitochondrion.
AAAUGGCACAAGGGCUGGGGAUCGCCAUGGUGAGAAUCAAAGCGUCUUGACAGGGCAGAGAAUCAAAGCGUCUUGACAGGUUGAUCCCAAGAUCAACCCCUGCAAUGUAUGACUUGAAGGCCAGAGGAAAAGGAAAGCAGCUGACGGACUUGGCAACCGGCGACCAGCCUCGCAGUCAGCUGCACCCAGAGGGAGACCGCAGGAAAGCGCGCCAGUGCGCAGACUCCGCGGGCGCGCGCAGGCGCACGAGGAAGGGAGUGCGCCGGCAGGAGCGCCGGGACCUGCAUAGGGUUCUGGCAGGCAGGCGGUUGCCGGGGCAGUGGGCACCUCGGUCUCGUUUUUCAGAUGCGGCUGGAAGCCGCUAUGGCGCUGAGGGGCAUCUGCGUCUUGGAGCUGGCCGGCCUGGCCCCGGGCCCGUUCUGCGGUAUGAUCCUGGCUGACUUCGGGGCGCAGGUGGUGCGCGUGGACCGGCCCGGCGCGAGCGGCGACGUGAGCCACUUGUCCCGCGGCAAGCGCUCGCUGGUGCUGGACCUGAAGCGGCCGCGGGGCGCGGCAGUGCUGCGGCGCAUGUGCGCCCGGGCGGACGUGCUGCUGGAGCCCUUCCGCAGCGGUGUCAUGGAGCAACUCAAGCUCGGCCCAGAGAUUCUGCAGGGGGAGAAUCCAAAGCUUAUCUAUGCCAGGCUGAGUGGAUUUGGCCAGUCAGGAAGAUUUUCCAGGGUAGCUGGCCAUGAUAUCAACUAUUUGGCUUUGUCAGGUGUUCUAUCCAAAAUUGGCAGAAGUGGUGAGAAUCCGUAUCCGCCGUUGAAUCUCCUGGCUGACUUUGGUGGCGGUGGCCUCAUGUGCGCGUUGGGCAUUAUGAUGGCUCUUUUUGAACGCACACGCUCUGGCAAAGGUCAGGUCAUUGAUGCGAAUAUGGUGGAAGGAACAGCAUAUCUAAGUUCUUUUCUGUGGAAAACUCAAGAAUUGUGGACACAACCUCGAGGACAGAACAUAUUGGAUGGGGGAGCACCUUUCUACACGACUUAUAAGACAGCGGACGGGGAAUUCAUGGCUGUGGGAGCGAUAGAACCCCAGUUCUACCAGCUGUUGCUCAAAGGGCUACGCUCACCUGGUCAGCAAAGGAAGCACAGAUGGAGUCCUGAGCUAGAGAUGCCAUCCUUCCUGCUAAGUCCCCAGGACUUGGACUGCAAUCUGAUGAACUUCCCCAUCAGAUGAGCAUGAUGGAUUGGCCAGAAAUGAAGAAGAAGUUUGCAGAUGUAUUUGCAAAGAAGACAAAGGCAGAGUGGUGUCAAAUCUUUGAUGGCACAGAUGCGUGUGUGACUCCAGUUCUGACCUUUGAAGAGGUUGUCCAUCAUGAUCAUAACAAGGAACGGGGCUCCUUUAUCACUGGCGAGGAGCAGGACGUGAGCCCCCGCCCUGCACCUCUGCUAUCCAACACCCCUGCCAUCCCUUCUUCCAAAAGAGAUCCUUUUGUGGGAGAACACAGCAAGGAGAUACUUAAAGAAUUUGGAUUCAGCCAGGAAGAGAUUGAUCAGCUUAACUCAGAUAAAAUCAUUGAAACUAAUAAACCAAAAGCUAAUCUCUAACUUCCAGGCCUGCACCUCAAAUGAAUUUGAAUGCUGCAUUUAUGGUAUAGAGCAGCACAUAAAAUUGUGUGCAUGGAAACAUGCAAGAGCAGAAUCACAGUGCUCCAACUAUUCUAAUCAAGAAACAACUGAAGG